Messenger RNA from Vicia faba (fava bean), 738 nucleotides. NCBI's taxonomy places the organism in Eukaryota, Viridiplantae, Streptophyta, Magnoliopsida, Fabales, Fabaceae. The record is from the annotation of a GenBank genome assembly.
AUGGAUUUCGUUUUUGAUUCCCUAACUGCUUGUGCCAUUGCGGUAGCAUUAUUUUCUAUAUUUUUCUUUUACUAUUUGUUUCUUCAUAGUUCCUCCAAAGAGGCUCCUAUAGUUCAAGGAGCAUGGCCAAUAAUUGGUCACCUCCCACUAUUGAGGCCUUCCAAAGGAAUACCUCAUAGAAUCUUAGGUGAAUUGGCCAACAAAUAUGGACCCUUAUUUACCAUUAAGCUUGGUGCCAAACGUGCUUUGGUUCUAAGUAAUUGGGAAAUAGCAAAGGAAUGUUUCACCAAAUUUGAUAUAGAAGUUUCCACUCGCCCUAAACUUGAAGCAACUCAACAUAUGGCUUACAAUGGAGCCAUGUUUACUUUAGCACCCUAUGGUCCUUAUUGGCGCGAAGCGCGUAGGAUUACAACUUUAGAGAUCCUCAGCAUUCGACGUUUAGGGCAACUAGAACAUUUCCGUGUUAGGGAAGUUCGAAGAUCGAUUAAAGAGCUCUACAAUGUUUGGUGUAGUAAAGAAAACAACAAUUCAUCAAACUAUAUGAUGGUGGAGAUGAAGCAAUGGUUUGCUCAAUUGAGUUCAAACAUCGUUCUUCCAAUGUUGGUUGGAAAGAGGUAUUUCGGUGCUACAAGUGUGUUAGAUAAGGAAAAAGCACAAAAGUAUAUUCAUAAUAUGAAAGAGAUGCUGCAUUUGGUAGGAGUAUUCACAGUUGGAGAUGCUAUUCCUUUUCUAAAAUAG